ACUGAAGCCGAGACAGAGCCAAGCCUCACCCCCAAUGUGAUGCUGAACACAGAGAGCAGCGAGGGAUAUGUGGUGAAGGUCAGGGGGCUGCCUUGGUCCUGCUCCACCGAGGAGGUGCAGAGAUUUUUCUCCGAUUGCAAGAUUCUGAAUGGGGCUUUGGGAAUCCGUUUCAUCUACACCAGGGAGGGCAGACCAAGUGGAGAAGCAUUUGCUGAACUUGAAUCAGAGGAGGAUGUGAAAUUGGCUCUGAAAAAAGACAGAGAAACAAUGGGACACAGAUAUGUUGAAGUUUUCAAGUCAAACAACGUUGAAAUGGAUUGGGUUCUGAAGCAUACUGGUCCCAACAGCCCUGAUACAGCUAAUGAUGGUUUUGUACGUCUUAGAGGACUUCCAUUUGGCUGUAGUAAAGAAGAAAUUGUACAGUUCUUUUCAGGGUUGGAAAUCGUGCCAAAUGGGAUAACAUUGCCGGUGGACUUCCAGGGGAGGAGUACGGGGGAGGCCUUCGUGCAGUUUGCUUCACAGGAAAUAGCUGAAAAGGCUCUAAAGAAACACAAGGAAAGAAUAGGGCACAGGUACAUUGAGAUCUUCAAGAGUAGUCGAGCAGAGGUGCGCACUCACUACGACCCUCCACGCAAGCUGCUGGCAAUGCAGAGACCUGGUCCUUACGACAGACCCGGUCUCACACGUGGAUAUAACAGUCUUGGUAGAGGAAGUAGCUUGGAAAGGAUGAGGCGUGGAGCCUACGGAGGAGGUUAUGGAGGUUAUGAUGACUACAAUGGGUAUAAUGAUGGCUAUGGUUUUGGUUCUGAUAGAUUUGGAAGAGACCUAGAAUGGACUCUCUUCUCUGCAGGGAUGUCGGACCACAGAUACGGCGACGGGGCGUCCACCUUCCAGAGCACGACUGGCCACUGCGUCCACAUGAGAGGUCUGCCCUACAGAGCUACGGAGAACGACAUCUAUAACUUCUUCUCACCUCUGAACCCCGUAAGAGUACACAUUGAAAUCGGACCAGACGGCAGAGUAACUGGAGAGGCAGACGUGGAGUUUGCUACUCACGAGGACGCAGUGGCUGCAAUGUCCAAAGACAAGGCGAAUAUGCCACAGUGCGCCUGCUCUUCAGGGGGGAGCAAACACAGAUACGUAGAACUCUUCUUGAAUUCUACAGCAGGAGGAAGUGGUGGUGCCUAUGGCAGUCAGAUGAUGGGCGCAAUGGGUAUGUGAAGCCAAUCCAGUUACGGUGGCCCAGCCAACCAGCAGCUGAGCGGGGGUUAUGGCGGUGGAUACGGCGGCCAGAGCAGCAUGAGUGGCUAUGACCCCGGGAGCCAGGGCGCCAUGAACAGCAGUUACUACAGCAGCGGGAACCGCGCGUCCAUGGGAGUGAACGGCAUGGGCGGCAUGUCCAACAUGUCCAACAUGAGUGGUGGCUGGGGAAUGUAACCGAGCGCUGACUUUUGGUCACAUCUUUUUUUAAAAAACAAAAAAACAAAAAACUAAGUUUAACAGUUUUGCAAUACGAGCUUGUGAUUUCUGCUUGACUGUCAGUGAACCCAAGAUUGUUCUUUUAAAAACCCUUCAGGUUCAGUAUUUUUUGAACAUACCGAAAUUGAACAUUCAUCUAGGAUGUAAUAACCAAGUUGAGUAAAAGACUAUAACUGUUAAACAACUUUGGGCGUUUCUCAAGUUAGUUUUGUUGUAGGAGUGUAUUUAAGCAGUAAUAAGCGUAUUUAGGUUAAAGCUGUUUGAAUUACGUUAAAUGUUGCUCUUAUACCAUAUUACAUCCAACACUGUUUUGAAUACAUGUGGAGGGAGAUGCUUUUUUUGUAAAGAACUGAUGAUAUAGGAGCUGUGUCUGAAAUUCAAAGUGAACAUUUGGCAUGUUAGUUCUAGUUUCUUUCUUUUAAUACCCUGUAAGGCAUGUUAAAGCUUCUUCUUUAUUUUGGUUUUUUUUUAAGUUAAUGGGGAAACAUGUCGAGACGCAAUACGGCUACUUUAGGAUUUGGGUCUUGGUGUUCGUAUACAAUUCUGAGGCCUUGAUUUAAUCUUUCAUUGUAUUGUGAUUUCCUUUUUAGGUGUAUUGCGCUAAGUGAAACUUGUUAAAUAAAUCUUCCUUUUAAAAACUGGAACUC
Molecule: messenger RNA, 2126 nt
Organism: Nestor notabilis (Kea)
Lineage: Eukaryota; Metazoa; Chordata; Aves; Psittaciformes; Psittacidae
Gene: HNRNPH1
Product: heterogeneous nuclear ribonucleoprotein H1 (H)
Exons: 11
Biological process (GO): regulation of RNA splicing
Cellular component (GO): nucleoplasm; ribonucleoprotein complex
Molecular function (GO): RNA binding
Source: RefSeq, a predicted model, not a curated record